AUGCUCGGAAUUACACAUUUACGUACAACGCCUUAUCACCCGCAGGCAAACGGUCAAAUUGAGCAAACACACCGUCAGCUCAAAUCAUCGAUCAUGUGCCAUCAACAUUCUCGUUGGACCGAAAUUCUUCCCAUCGUACUUCUUGGGAUCCGGUCGUCGCUGAAGGAGGAUCUGCAAGCAACAGCCGCUGAGCUUACCUACGGUACAUCACUUAGACUGCCAGGUGAAUUCUUCAUCUCCGACAGCUGUAAAAAACCAACGCCAGAGUUUGUCACCGACCUGAAGGCAACGAUGUCAAAACUACGACCAACGCAAACCACCAACCACUUCAACCAGAACGCCUUCGUACAAAAGCACUUGUCUACAUGCAGCCAUGUCUUUGUGAAGGUGGGAGCUAUCAAACCACCCCUUACACAACUCUAUGAUGGACCAUAUCGGGUGAUCCGCCGAAGGAAAAAAGUUUUCAUAGUGGAUGUAAACGGUAACUCCACUGUGAUAUCGAUCGAUCGUUUGAAAGCUGCCUUCACACAAGCCGACGAACAUCACCUCGAUACAAACCAGUCAGAGCCAACAGUAGAGCAGACUGCCUACACAACACGUUCAGGACGUAGAGUGAGAAUCCCCCGCCGGUAUUGGCAAAUCUACGGGGGAGUGAUGUGGCGUAUCCGACAUUAA
Molecule: messenger RNA, 675 nt
Organism: Topomyia yanbarensis
Lineage: Eukaryota; Metazoa; Arthropoda; Insecta; Diptera; Culicidae
Exons: 1
Coding region: 1-675 (224 amino acids)
Biological process (GO): DNA integration
Molecular function (GO): nucleic acid binding
Source: RefSeq, a predicted model, not a curated record